ACACAAAAACUGCGCUGGAUCCCACGUCCGAACUGUCGACCUUCUAAGUCAGAAUCUGGCGCCACCAACGCCCUAUUUGUAACCAACCUUCCCCCCAAUUUCCGUCUCUCUCCGCUCUCUCCCCUUCCAAAUCCAUGGACUCCAAACCUCCUCCCCAAAACCCUAGCUCUACUUCUGCGCCACCACCCCAAUCCAACGGCCGAGAUUUCCUGGCCCAUCUCGAGUCCUACCUCGCAAAGCGCGAUGGCGUGGACAAGCUCCUCAAGAUCUCCCGCUACGCCUCCAAAAUCAUUCUCUCCUCUUCUCUCCUCCCUCAAUCCCACCCGCUCUACCCUCGCCUCAAAUCCUUCGAAUCCAGCGUCGGCCUCAGCCGGAAGGCCUUCCGCCUCGGCAAAUUCGUCCAGGACGUAAACGCCCUCCGCUCCGCGCAUCUGGAUUCCCGCCACCGAGCGAUCCUCGCCGUCCUAACCUACGGUGGCGAGGGUUUCUACUACUUCGUCGAGCAGUUCGUCUGGCUCUCGAAAUCCGGCCUCAUUGACAGCAGGCACUCGCCGGGGCUGCAGAAGGUCAGUGCGUGGGCUGAGCUGAUCGGUUACGUUGGGAGCAUCAGCUUGAAGGUUAUUGAUCUGAGAGGGAUUCUCGAGGAGGAGGACUGGCUGCGGUCGAGGAUUGAGGAGCUGCAGGUGGCGGGCGGUGGGGCUGAGAAGGAGGCGGAGAAGCUGCGGCGGUUGAGGGAGAAAGGGUUGCUUAAGAAGCUGUCGAUUGUGCAGGAUAUCGCCGAUGGGUUGAUGGCAGCUGCAGACGUGAGGGAUGGGAAGGGUGCGUUAUCGGGUCCACUGCUGUUGGCAUCAGCAGGCCUUCUUUCGGCGGUCAUCAGCACGCAUAAGAAUUGGAUUUCUUGCUGAAAUGAAUCGGUACAUGUUCGAUGUAGUUUAGAAAUCUAUUGUGUUUUUUAAAUAAUUUUUAAUUUGAUUUAUAGCGGAAAAAGUGUAGAUGAAGAUAAAGAAAUCUUUUUACUGCAUUUGGGAGGGCGAUGCGAAUUCGUUAUAUAUGUUGGAUUCGCAUUUCUUGAUUUUUUUAAUCUGUCUUUAUGAAUAAAGCCUCUCUUUCUUAUUUGCAAA
Molecule: messenger RNA, 1121 nt
Organism: Magnolia sinica
Lineage: Eukaryota; Viridiplantae; Streptophyta; Magnoliopsida; Magnoliales; Magnoliaceae
Product: peroxisomal membrane protein 11A
Exons: 1
Coding region: 135-905 (256 amino acids)
Biological process (GO): peroxisome fission; regulation of peroxisome size
Cellular component (GO): peroxisomal membrane
Source: RefSeq, a predicted model, not a curated record